AUGGCGACGGAGAAGACGAAGCAUGAAGGAAGAGUGAAGAUCGGACACUACAUCCUGGGAGACACGCUGGGAGUGGGCACGUUCGGGAAGGUUAAAGUGGGCCAACACGAGCUGACUAAACACCAAGUGGCAGUCAAGAUCCUGAACAGACAGAAGAUCCGCAGUUUGGAUGUGGUGGGAAAGAUUCGCCGGGAGAUCCAGAACCUCAAGCUUUUCAGGCAUCCUCACAUAAUUAAACUGUAUCAGGUUAUUAGCACCCCUACAGACAUCUUCAUGGUAAUGGAAUAUGUCUCAGGAGGAGAGCUGUUCGACUACAUCUGCAAAAAUGGAAAGUUGGAUGAAAAGGAGAGUCGUCGGCUGUUCCAGCAGAUUAUUUCAGCAGUAGACUACUGCCACAGACACAUGGUGGUGCACCGAGACCUCAAGCCUGAAAACGUGCUACUCGACGCACACAUGAAUGCCAAGAUCGCCGAUUUUGGUUUAUCAAACAUGAUGUCAGAUGGAGAGUUCCUGCGAACAAGCUGUGGUUCUCCAAAUUAUGCUGCUCCUGAGGUCAUCUCAGGAAGGUUAUAUGCUGGUCCGGAGGUAGAUAUCUGGAGCAGUGGGGUCAUUCUCUAUGCCUUGUUGUGUGGGACUCUUCCUUUUGAUGACGACCACGUGCCAACACUCUUUAAGAAGAUCUGUGACGGGAUCUUUUUCACACCAACGUAUCUGAACGCCUCCGUAAUAAGCCUCCUUAAACACAUGCUGCAGGUGGACCCCAUGAAAAGAGCCACCAUCAAAGAAAUCAGAGAGGACGAGUGGUUCAAACAGGACCUUCCCAAGUACUUGUUCCCCGAGGACCCCUCCUACAGCAACAACAUGAUUGACGAUGAGGCCCUGAAGGAGGUGUGUGAGAAGUUUGAGUGCACAGAGGAGGAAGUCCUGACCUGCAUAUACAGUCGCAACCAUCAGGACCCGCUGGCCGUCGCCUAUCACCUCAUCAUUGACAAUCGUCGCAUCAUGAAUGAAGCCAAGGACUUCUACCUGGCAUCCAGCCCACCCGACUCUUUUCUAGACGACCAGCACCUGACUUCUUCUGGUGCAGCUGUGGCCGGCAUUAUCAAGCCCCACCCAGAGCGCGUACCAUUCCUCUUGGCGGAGACUCCUCCCAGGCCUCGGCACACGCUGGACGAACUGAACCCCCAGAAGUCCAAGCACCAGGGUGUCAGGAGGGCCAAGUGGCACCUGGGAAUCCGCAGUCAGAGCAGACCAAAUGAUAUCAUGUCAGAAGUGUGUCGUGCCAUGAAACAGCUGGAUUACGAGUGGAAGGUAGUGAAUCCAUAUUAUUUACGUGUGAGACGGAAGAACCCGAUCACUGGGAUGCAAACCAAGAUGAGCCUUCAACUCUACCAGGUGGACAGUAGAACCUACCUCCUUGACUUUCGUAGCAUAGACGAUGAGAUGUUGGAGAUAAAAUCUGGAACUGCUACCCCUCUCCGCUCUGGGUCAGUGGGCAACUACCGCACCACUAUAAAGAACGAUGUAGACGGGGCUGACACUCCACCUGCAUCUAGCAUUGUGCACCCCACCAAGGCGGCAGAGGGCUCCUUAGCGUCGUCGUUAACCUCAUCCAUUGACUCAACGGGAGGCGGGGACAGCGCACCUGUCCCUCGACCAGGGAGCCACACCAUCGAGUUCUUUGAAAUGUGCGCGAAUCUUAUUAAACUACUUGCACGAUAACUUGCAAAACAAUCGCUAGCCUUUUAUCCUCUCUGAGUGUCUUUAUAGCAAUAAGCAUGCAACCGAUUCAUGGCUCAAUUCAUCCCUGCUGAGGAUGAAGUGAUUGUUCCAUGGCACUGAUGCAGGUUGGUGUUCCCUACGCUGAAGGGAUGUAUACUGAGCUGACAGGGGAUGUAAGGGGUUAUUGGAAAAAGAUGAAUGACGAGCUACGUAAUAGCUAAGACAGAGCAACAGUUUCCGGAUCAGUUUAAAAGCAAAAGUCCACGUCCCACCUACACAUAAAUGCGUAAGUGAUUACACUGAAUUUUCUGUACUGUAGCCAGUGAGCAUUCCAGUGCAGAGGACAAGACCAAGAUUUUGCCUGCAGAGAAGAAAUCCACAAGUUGAGGGUUGGAGUAGUGGGGUGGCAGACACGUGUGUAGGACGCAGGAAGCACUUUUGCACAAGUUCCUUUUCUUUCCCACUGCUCUUGUUGUUCAGUAGGGAUCAGAGAAGUGGUGCAGAUGUAUCGGGGUGCUGCACUGGCUAUAAUUGGGGUCACCAUGCCCGUCGUUCAUUGGACUACAAGAAGUGCAAUGACCCCUGUAUUUCUGUCUCUUGUCAGGGAUAAAAGAAUGCGUCAUCAGAUUUAUGUUUGGUUUUCUUCUUUUUGUGAAUCUGACUUGUCAAAAACUAAAUCUUCAUGGUGUUGUCCUUGUUGUAAAAUUUUUUUGAAAAUUGUCUGUCCCCAACAUUUUUAUAUAUAAAGAGGUGAAUAUAUUUAUCAGUGCAUUAAGUGGACAGAGUGUUGGUUCUGUCGGAAAUAGAUUUUUUCGUUCUUUUGUUGCAUUAAGAUCUAUUGCUGGAUGGUAUAUAUUUUCUUUUUUUACCGUCUUGUUUUUCAAAUCAAUAUCACAGUUUGGUUUCCUUCAAUCACAAUUAU
Molecule: messenger RNA, 2644 nt
Organism: Paralichthys olivaceus (Japanese flounder)
Lineage: Eukaryota; Metazoa; Chordata; Actinopteri; Pleuronectiformes; Paralichthyidae
Gene: prkaa1
Product: protein kinase, AMP-activated, alpha 1 catalytic subunit
Biological process (GO): protein phosphorylation; intracellular signal transduction
Cellular component (GO): cytoplasm
Molecular function (GO): ATP binding; protein serine/threonine kinase activity
Source: RefSeq, a predicted model, not a curated record